Mesorhabditis spiculigera is the source of this 1323-nucleotide messenger RNA. Lineage: Eukaryota; Metazoa; Nematoda; Chromadorea; Rhabditida; Rhabditidae. The record is from the annotation of a GenBank genome assembly.
AUGGUAGUGAACACAGAGUCGAAUGAAGCAAAUGACUUGAAGGUGAAGGCGUCGGUUGAGACGUUUCUAAAUUACCUGAAAACCCCGGCCAAAUUGCCGGAAGAGACGCUGCAAGAAUUGCUCGAUCACAGCGACUGGUCGGAGAAGAAAUUUCUGCUUUGGCUGUUACGCGCGGCAGCUGAGAUCUCGUUUGCGUCACUGGGGAAGAAGAGCGGCGUUAUCGUCUCGAACGUCUAUCGCUUCCUUCGGGCCGUCAACGAGCGAUUUUUCGAUGAGACUAGUGAAUUUUGGAGGAAUGCGCGAAAAUUGCACAACACGUUGAAGCGGGCCUACCAAAAUGCCUGGCUGAAUAUAACAAAAGCUGAGUUGUCCGUGAAGGCGCUCAACAAUAUUGUGCCGUGCCUUGUCUCGGAAGUCUUCCCAAAGGUCCCAGAACCGUUUGCAUUUGCCGAUUUUCUAUUUAAGGUGUUCAACUUCCAAGACGAAACGAUGGCGCUGGCGUUGGAGGGCAUUUUGGAGCUGAUGAUCAAGCAUAACUUCGAAUACCCAAAGCUCUACGAGUACGUCUACAGCCAUACCAGUACAAGCAUCUGGUAUACACCGCAUAAGCUCAAGUACCUGAACUGCUUGGACACGAUGCUGCGUUCUACGCACAUUCCCGAUUACGUGGCCGCUGGUUUCGCGAAGAAAAUCGCUCGCUCUUGCCUGAUGGCUCCUCUGGACAUGCAGGAGCCGUUGAUCGCGCUUGUAGCCAAUCUUCAGAUCCGUUACCCCAAUCUCAGCUGUCUCACCGAUCGCUCGAAGCCAGCUCUCUCUACUGACCCUUAUCUGGAAGAUGUAUCGCUGUUCGAAUGUAAGGCCUUGGAGUCGAGUCUAUGGGAAAUCAAGACUCUCCAAAAGCACUGGUGUGAAAGGGUGGCAAAACGAGCCACAUUCAUCGAGAGGAAACCGGAAAAGAUGGAAUCCCUCGUGCGAACAAAGUCGCUAGAUGACAUGAAAUCCGAUUUUCUGGCGAAAUCCGCGGCCUGGCUACGCCGUAUUAAUGCGGACGAUGAUGAGGAUUCUAACGAAGACGACCAGUCUGAAGAUCCCUAUCAGGCGCACCUGCAAAAGCGGAAAAUGAAGGGCGGCAAAAAGAACGGAAAACGCGCAAGGCCCGGAGACGAGAUUCAGCUCAACUCCGACCGCCCAACCGCGAACAGCGGCCUGAAUUGGGACCUCGUCGGCAUUAUGUCGUUCACCCGAAAGGGCUCAAAAGACGGAGAAAUGACUGAUUUGCGAGCGGACGCUGGUUUUCGACCACUUGUCUUGCCAUCGGACGAU